Molecule: messenger RNA, 908 nt
Organism: Brassica rapa (field mustard)
Lineage: Eukaryota; Viridiplantae; Streptophyta; Magnoliopsida; Brassicales; Brassicaceae
Product: actin-depolymerizing factor 3
Biological process (GO): actin filament depolymerization
Cellular component (GO): actin cytoskeleton
Molecular function (GO): actin binding
Source: RefSeq, a predicted model, not a curated record
UACUUCAACAUAUUAUAUACUUCAUGCAUAUGUAUCAAAUAAAAUAAAUUAAUUAAUCUAACCGAAACAAUCCAACAUAUAUUCGGCUAAUAGGCUUUCCGCAUAAAGCUGGGGGAAAAGGAAGAGAAAAGAAAAGACGCACGCACACCGUAGACUCUUCUUCUUCGUCUCUGAAACUAAUCUGAUUCAUCCAUGGCUAAUGCAGCGUCAGGCAUGGCAGUCCACGAUGACUGCAAGCUCAAGUUUCUUGAACUCAAGGCGAAGAGGACAUACCGUUUCAUCGUUUACAAGAUCGAGGAGCAGCAGAAGCAAGUGGUUGUUGAGAAACUCGGCGAGCCUGGUCAAUCCCAUGAUGACUUUGCUGCAAGUCUUCCUGCUGAUGAGUGCCGCUACGCCAUCUUCGAUUUUGAUUUCGUCACUGCUGAGAAUUGCCAGAAGAGCAAGAUUUUCUUCAUCGCAUGGUCUCCGGACACAGCAAGAGUGAGAAGCAAGAUGAUCUAUGCGAGCUCUAAGGACAGGUUCAAGAGAGAGCUAGACGGGAUUCAAGUAGAGCUUCAAGCAACUGAUCCAACUGAGAUGGAUCUCGACAUUUUCAAAAGCCGAGCCAAUUGAGGAACGGUUGUAUCAAACUUUGUCGCUUCUGUUACCAGAUUGAUAUGCUUUAUCCUAAAGUUUGCUGUGACGGCACCAACCAAAACAGCUUCAUUUGAUCGGUCUUUCUCUUCAGUGUCUUUUUUUUGGGUUCUUACAGUGUCUUGCUUAAAACUUAAAGAUAUUUGCCCUGUGCUCUUUUAUAAUCGUGUAAGAAACCCAAACCGUUUAUCAACAGAUGAUCCUAUUGGAGCAUUGUCUCUCAUCUACAUGAGAUGCCUAGUGAUCCCGGGAUUUAAACAAAUGAUAUAUGAUAA